GUGAAAAUCAAAAGAACGGAAAUCGCUUCUUAGUUAUAAAAAACCAAAAAAAAAAAAACUAAACAUCAAUAAAAUAGAAAUAAUUACCAACAAAAAAUAAGUGGCGAAAUAAAAACAAAAAACAAAAAUGUGCUUGGAAUGCUUCAGGGGGUAUAAUUUUGUGCUGUAACACUAGAUCAAGCAAAGAUUCUUGCAAGAACAUACUUACAAAAAGUCUUUAAUUAAUAUGCUGCUUUAAUGUGAAUUUAAACUAAAACCUUUAAAAAUAAUACAGUUAUGAAAAAAAUAAUGAUUCCAAAAUAAAUGCCAUAAGUUAAGAGUUCAUAGAACCAUAACGAAAAAAGUGAUAAUUUUUGGUGACUGCAUGCCGAUUCACUACCCGUUUCUACGUGCUUUUCAGCCUCCACAGAUUUUGCCUGCGUGUACCGGAUAUUCACGCAAAAGCAAGUCGAUAAAUAAACAUAUACCCGCAACAGUGAUCGAAGGGCUUCUCGAGAUUUUACAUUGGUUGGUCGGCCAUCCUAAAAGCCUUGUGUCCUGUUAUUUUGAACGAGUGGUAGCACGGCGCCAAUGUAGAGCAAGCGUGUGAAAUAUUUCGUUAGUGGCGUCUUAUUUUGUUUAACUUCGCAUCAAUGUUCCAGCUACAAAGUUGGGUGCAGUGAGCUGGGAAAUCUUUUGACUAUUAGCAAAACUCAAUUAUUCGCUGUUUGCUGUGAUUAUGGCAAAGGAUUCAACCUCGACGCGCAUACCACGUCUAGAUGGCGGCUCACGCAUCCCACUACCGGGCAGCUUGCGACCGCCCAGCUCAACCGCACACAAUGUCACUGGCUUGGCAGCACGUACAUCGCAAAUUCUUCAGCGUGCGUCUACAGUUGGAUUUCCACAGAAACGUCCUUCGACAUUGGCUGGUCUUCGGCCGUCCAUUGUGAGUGCGAAUGCUUUGAAGCGUAGUGCGUCUGGGGAUCACAUCACCAAUGCAGUGAACUUGGUUACCAAGAAAACCACCACAGCGCUCAAGAAAUGGAUUGGCAAGUCGGAGAAAAUGGCGCCGCCUCCGCCAGUUCAUAAGACACACGUUUUGGCACAGUCUAAAAAUAUAAGAAAGCAAACGCCGCAAAUAAAAGCGUCGGUUCCAGUUGUGCCUGCUGAGGCGGAUUAUUUCGCCACACCACGUCCGCUAACGCGAUCCGAUACGUUUGUACGCACCGAUAGUCCCAACGACAUAACACAAUUCUCACCAAGUUUACUGACACAAUCCACGCCUGCACCACCAACAAAUGGGUCGCUUACAACUACACGUAUUAUCCGUCCUCCGGAUAUUAACGAGACAACGAAAUUGCUUAGCAACAAUGCCCGCCAUGCUCUAUAUAACACCCAGAGUUUGGAUAGUAGUCGUGCCAAUCCAACAGCGCAAUUUGGAGAGACGUUCGAGGCAGACAUAAAGCGCCCAAUACAAUUUGAUGAGACGACAAACGAUGUGACCAUUAGCCUUAAUAACCAAUACUCGCCGAAUGCAACGCAAGCAAUAUUAAAGCCCAACCUUACGGCUACUUUCAAUGCACCUGCUUUGCUUGGUCAAACUAUGAAUGUGGUCUCAUCGUCGGAGACCUUUACGCAGAAGCCCCAAUUGUUCUCAUGCGAUACUGUUCUCUUCGACACCACUGCGUCUUUGGGUACAACGAAAAUCAUAGACUCAGCUGAUGCCAUUUCUCCAGUGACUAAUGCCACUUACUCCAAUCCGGACUCGCUGGAUAAUCUUCAAUUACUGGAAGAUGUGUCUGCGCCGUCGGGUUUCUUAGAAAUGGAUCUCACUUUACAAUCAGAUACUGCAAGUGAACACGAGAAGACACGUGAUAAUCUAUUGGACUGUACAGUUUCUUCCGAGACCGAUGAGUUGAAUAGUACUUUGAAAGCGCUGGCGCCAGAAAAAGCUCAUAUGAAACUGCCACUUAAUUCCACAGUGAAUUCGGAACGAUUGCUUGAUCUCACUAAUGCACUGUCGCCGUCUAAACAUAUGAUGAACUUGACUAAAGAUUAUCUGAACCCCUCAUAUUUGGGUUCACGAAAUACGAGUCAACUAUUGUAUAUGACGCAACAUCAACACAUCGGCUCGGAACAUAACACUCCAGAAUACAAUUCGGUAAUGAAGUUCCAAGAUAGUACACAUCUGCUUGCUUCACCUCAAAUAUCACUCAAAGGCGCUCAAAGUGAUUCGGUGUUGCCCACAUGUACGCCCGAAGAUGAGUCUUUGAGCGAGCCGAUGAAAGUAGAUGCGAAUGCUUUGCUUGCUAUGGGCGCGCGUAUCGACGACUUUUAUUCAGUGCGAGAUGGUAAUCAACCCCAAAUAAUUGCUAGCGCAUCUUCUCUGCAAGAUGUCAACAAUCCGGAUGCUAAACAGAAAUCUCGUUACUCAUUUGGCUUGGACCUUACCGAGUCCACCCUUGAUUGCUCAAUUGACUUGGUGGAUGUGUCACUUUCAUCGAACGCUGCUGGCAAUCCCACUGCCAACAGUUCGAUGGCCGUGCACUCACAAUCGCCUGCAUUGCAGACUCAACAGCAGCAGCAACAACUGCAGCCUUUGCGGCGACAAACAUCCUUCGAAUUGGAUGAAAGUUUGGGUAUUUUGACACCCGAUCAAAUGAAAGAAUUUCUUGAUUCCACCAACACUAACAACACCAAUAACUUGGAAUUGCCCCUGUCACAUAAUGGAAACAAAAUGGCAAUGCAUCACAUGCGAAUUGAUCAAACACCGUCACCGGAGGAGCUACCACUAGAUCCUGUUGAGGUAAAGACUGAUAUGACAGAACUUUUGUUGUCACAACAACACAAUCAGUCCAAUAUUUGUGAAUCCGGCUUAAGUCUGCAACAUCAACAACAACUGCAACAGCGUCAACAACACUUGCAACAACAACAAUUGCAGUCCAGUUCCAUCAGCACAGCUGAAACGAUCUCCACGCAUACAGAUAUCGAUACAUCUUCAAAAACAUCGGAUGCAAUGACGAAAUCGAACGUCUCAAAGAUUUCCACCAGCUUCAUCACCAGUGUUACCAGUGUCACCAGCUUGGAUACGGGCUAUCAAGGCGACGGCGAAAUGUCACGUCCGGCUUCGCGCGGCGCCUGCGAUCAUUCGCCGUCCAAUGGUCCUGCGGCACGUAAAGGCGGUCACGUUUCACGACAACCUAGUUUUAACCAACAACUUCAACAGCAACAAAUGCCAUUGGUGCGCCGGCAAGAUCCAAUGACAGACUCUGACUUUUUCACAGAAUCCGAUGCAGAUGACAUAUUUCAUCGUGGUGAUCGUCGCGCCCAAGUUAUCGAUGGACAGCUAUAUGGUCCAAUGCUCCAACCAGCGGCCUCCGUAUUUAUAUCUGAAGAUCCCGAAGAUUCUUGUAUGGAAUCGUCAGGCAUAUUCACAGAUGUUGAGAAUCGGUGCGAUGAUGAUUUGGCACAAAUGCGGCGCCAAGAUACGCAAGACGCAAUAAUGGAUAUGUCACCCGAGGGUGAUGGCGAUUCCACGGAAACGGUAAAGAGUAAUCGGGAAGCUUGUAAAAAUGCCAUCAACAGCGAGCGCAAUGCUAACAAAAGUGAAACUAUGGCUGGCAGCGAUGUAACUGUAACAACAACGCUGCGAAAUGUUGCUGCCACAACACUCGGUCAAGGUCAGUUGAGUAGCAGCCAAACAUCUUCAACGAUACAUAGCAGCAUGAGUACCGAUCGUCUCUCAGCAGCGACGCUCUCCAAUCGCACUUCGUACUGCAGUGUUGACGGCAACACCAUGAACGCAGACUGCAAAAGCUUUUCCUCGCUGGAAGAAGCUUUUGAUGAGAGCACUACAGCGCUGAAUAUCACCGAUACCCUCAACAACACUAUAUUGAGUCCAGCAAGUGCCGAGCACGCCAGACGAUCGCGCCUCUCCACAACUGGAAACGACAGCGCUGGCGUCAACAGUCGUUCUGGCGAUGAAUGCUCGGCCAGCGUCGAAAGCCAACAGCACGAGUCAGUGCUGAAUGUUACUCCACCGCGUAAACACGCGUCGCUAACUUCGCUCUCAACAGUCGCGGCUAACAACGCCGCAUUCUAUGGUGCUAAAGUAGAGAACGUGGGAAAUAAGUACACAUACGGAUUAUCGGCAACUCGUGGUUCCGCACUCAUCGAAAGGGAAACACAUUCGGAAACGGGCACAGCUGGCACAAAAGCGGCUUGCGCCUCAACGUCAUCUUCGACAACCUCGCUGUCUGUAGACAAUCAAAGCAACAAUAACAAAAAUAUACAUCGGUCUGCAUUAGAGGCCGCUGUUGCAGCUGCCGCAAAAGCCACAAACGCCGCGAGUGGCACAAACAAACGCUCGCCGCGCACGUCGAAAUUCGCAUCCGCGCGUAAUUCGCCUAAACAACGCACAUCAACCGGGUCGGUCGCGAGUGUAUGUGAUAUCGGCGCGCCAUCAUCAUUAAAUGUGCGCAAAAAGCAGACUCCCAAUAAAUGGGAAGCAGUGAUGAAUAAAAUUGAAAGCAACAAAGCGUUACCAAAAAAGAAUUUGAAAGAAGUGAAAUCAAAAGUGUCAACAAUACUACGCCCCAGCAAUGGGGUAGGUGCUACAGGUGAUGCUGGCAGCAAUGCCACAACAAACACGACGUCAACGGGACGGUUCAGUGGAGUGCCGGGGCGCGCGAGCGUCACCUCUACGCCGCUAAUACGCCGUUCGCCAAGCUCAACUGCUGCAAGUGGCAGUAUGAGUCCGCGUACGAAUGGCAUGUCGCUGCCGCUGCGGCCAACGGAUAACGGCACUCAACGCAGCAACACCGGCAGUCCCAUAACGACGCAACAAGUGUCAAAGCGUCUAUUCCAAGGAAUUGCAGCCAAGCGUGGUCGAUCGUACAGCAAAGACAGUCAGAAGAGCUCCCAAAGCGAUCUGAGCAUGGCAAGCGCUGGUGGCGGUUCACCGAAGCUUUUGGCUAAAACUCCGUUGCGAGCAGCCAAAAAGCGUGAUGUACGCAACUUGAGUAUAUCACCAACGGAUUUGGGGCCGCCACCCAAAGCACAGCAGACUGCCAAAAGUACAUCGACACGGCUCAAACCAACAACCAUCUCUUUGACACAAAAACGUUAUCCUUCACAAAGUGUUUCUGCUACACCUUCGACCACAUCUACGGCAGUCAGCACGCCCACGGGAAGUGGCGGUGGAAAUUUAAAAGUGAAAACUCCGCAAACAGUGAAAAAAAUUGUUAAAGAUCAAAAUCGUGUUAUUGGCACUGCGACUUCUAAAAAUGUCAAGCACACGGAUGCGCCGACGGAAUUGCAUGAGAUCAACCACAAUAACAACAAUAGCAUCACAACAGCUAUAUCAAAUGGUACAACAACAACAACACGCACAAAUUCACAAACCACAUCACCUAUACUGGGGCAUCAUGGUAAGAAGACGGCGACAACGCCAGCCUCUGCUGCCACUGGUGUCACAGUCAGCGCCACGUUGCUGGAAAAAAAGACACAGUCGAAAUUCCUGCCGACGCGCGGCAAAGCAUUGCUACAAAAGUCACACCAACAACAACGCUCCGCCGAGGAUACACCUGUGUCGGGUGGCGGCGCUGCGGAGCGUUUGGAUGCGUCGGAGUUGCAGCGUUUGAAAUACUUAAAUCGGCAUUCGUGCAACGGUCGUCUGGACUAUGAAGCGAUCGAGCGGCACCUGGAGCAGACGGAACUGCAGGAAGAGCAGCGCAACAAAAGCAUCGAAGUGCUGGGCGUGUUGCUGCAGUACGCUGUGCAUGACUUGGAUGCUUUCGCCUGCCCUCGUGUUAAGGCUGAGAAGGAGAAAAUACAAAAUUAUUUAAGCACAACGCUGAAGUUGCUGGAUGAAGCCAAGUCAAACUGUUCUCGCCUACAGGAUCAGCUAUGCGACAAGGAGGGUUAUUAUACUCAGCGCGAGGAAGAUCUGCAGACUCUGCACCGCUGCGAAAUGGAGAAGGCACAAACAAGUCUCUCCGAUUACCAAGCUUUUGCUCAAGAAAAAAUUGCAGCACUCGAGUCACAACUGGAAGCACAAGCUAUGGAACAUAAGCGUACACUCGAUUCUUAUCGCUUAGAAAUUGAUAAUAAACUCUCACAGAAACAACAGCAACUCGAUGAAGCCGAACAACGCGAACACAAAUUAAAAGAGCGCUUCAAUUUGUUGGCGAUUUCCGAGCAAGAGUUGCGUGAAAAAUUGACUAGCACUGAAAAUGCCUACGCCGCACGUUUCCAGGCGGCCACAGAACGCGAGCAUAACUUGAAUGAACGUGUGAAAGCGCUGACGAAGGAACUCAAUGGGCUUAGAGCUUCCAAUGAGAACAGGGAACGCGAGUUGCGUGACAAGUUAAAUCUGUCGCAGGAUGAGAUUUCGGUUUUACGAUCCUCACAGCGCAGCUUUAACGAAAGCCUGGAUCGCAGCAGCGGCAUUAGUUCGCCACGCAAUUCUAGUAUGUCGGAGCUGGCGCGUCUGCAAAGCGAAGCGGAUAGUUUGCAUUGUGUGUUGGAGUUAAAACAGAAGGAGAUUUCAAAGUUGACUAAACAUAAUGAGGAGCUAAUGCGUGAUGCUGAGGAACGUGGCAUUUUGCAAGGCAAAAUUUCUUUGCUUGAAUCAAACAAUGAGAUGUUGAAGUCAGAGCUGGAUAUCAAGUCGGAGAAGGAGAAGGACUUUCUUCGUAAAAUCAAUGACAUGCAGAAAGCUUAUAACCACGAGAUGGUCAAACGUAAACGUCUUAGCUAUGAUAAUGAGCAAUUGCAAUGGCAGCUCAAACAACGCUCGGAACAGCUACAUAUUGUAGAAACAAAAUUGCACGAGCUCUCAGCUGUGGACUCGAUAAAUACAAGUAAUCAGUCCAGUAUUGGUUUACUGAAUCGGUCUCAGCUAAUGAACGGAUCCUCGCUGGUCAAUAUACCGAUGGAAGAUAUAUCGCCACCGACAUCGCCCGUGGUUAAAGGUGUGAUUGAGAAGCCGGAUUCUGUUUCGUGGGUGCUUGAAAUGGAUGAUGAAACACCCGAAGCCGCCGCGUCGAAGAUGGUUAAGCGAGCUGGUUCAUUUCGUUCUGUCGAGCGUAGUCCUUCGACGCGCCGCCAACUGUCUGCUUGCUCUAGCGCCAUAAACACAUCACUGAAUAGUGUCGGUAGCGGUCCCACAUAUGGCAAUGACAAUAUUAGUGUGGGUCCCAACCCAUUAUCGCAGUCGAUGUCUGCCACGUCAGUGAUAAGACAACAUUCCAGCGAUGGGCGACACGAGUUCAGCAAUCGUUCGCACUCGCGCAUACGCUCCAAAUCGGUAAGUGUAAAGAGCACCGAGCCGGCGCAGGCUGGCACUGGCGCUCUCAAUACCGGUUCGGUAGGCACAAAAAGUGGCAAAAGGUUAAUGCGUCAAAGUUCAAGUUCUACUGCACAUAAACAGCAUCAGCUAGAGUUGAUUAACUGGAAAGAACCGAUCAGUUCGAGUUCACCACAUGCGAAUGCGAUACGACCCCGAACAUCAACAAUGUGCUCAGAAGUCUCAGAGGAGACAGUACCACACGAGACUUCGCUCUUUCAACGCACUUCAAUAACUGGCGCAUCCACGCGAAAGCUCAUUACGUGCGACACAUCCAAAUUGAACUCGGGCGAGCGUUUAGACAUUCAAUCGUUACCAACUCACGCAUCUGUACAUGAUCUUAAAAAGAAAUUCCAUGAGAUACAAGAAUCUGCAGGCGAAGCUAUGGUAUCGGGCACAAACUCCGAGGACGAAGGUUGCUCAGCAUCCUCCGAUGAAAUUGUUUGCUCAGUAUCGACCUCAUCAGCCACCACAGGCUCCACUUCAUCGCUAAAGAACUCGCACAUGUCACUGGAAGAAGUGCUACUCUUGGAUAAAAUUCACAGUCUAAACGGCACACCGAUGGAAGUUAGUUGGUCCGAUGAUCCAGAGGUUUUCACAAACGGCUCAACAGUAUGACAAGACGAAGUAGAGGAAUUAGAAGAACAAGAUGAAGAAGAUGAUAGCUUCUGAACCGGCAUGUGAAUUUUUUAUGUUGGGAUUUAGCCGUUUACAGCCGAAUUUUACUGGCAAAUCGAAAACUAAAAGAGAUAGAGAGAGUAAAAUUAAUUUAUAAAGAGAAGUAAAACAAAAACGAAAUAAAAGCCGAUUAGAGGUUAAACAAGUUGCGUCUAUUUUCCUGCUACUGUACUCACAUUUCAGCAGCUGAGGGCAAGAGUCCUUUGAAAGCUGAACGAAACUUGAAUACAUUGGUGGUAGAAGAGCGCACGAAGUUGGGUUGAAAAGACUGGCCAAUGGUUUGUGUAUUUGUAUGUGUAGUGAAGUGGACUUUGGUCAGAGAGUAACGCGCUGAGCGCAAAAUAUAUAUGUAUCUAUAGUUAACCUUAUUUUAUUUUGUUUAAAUGGAAAAGAGGAAAUAAUGUACCGUUACUGAUUUAUUUGUCAUUUUCAAUUCGUGUACGACAAAGAGAAUAAUAAUAAUGAUGAAAAUUUAAAAUUUCGCAUUCUUAAGGAUUAUAUGUAUGUAUGUCGGUAUUAGACAAAGAAUUACAUUUCGGCAUAAGAAUAAGAAGCUUUGUGUUAUGUCAAAUGAAAGCUCAAAAGUUAUUGUAAUUGAAUUAUCGGUAGAGAGCUUUGUAUUACAAGAAAUAAUUUUUGCUUAUAUCAAAUUUUAAUGGAAAAUAUUUUGAGUGCGAAAACCAUAACGGCACAGCACAUGCUUUUGUUAAAAAAAAAAAAAUUUUAAACUUGCUUGGAACUAUAAUUUAAAGUUAUUUAGACAAAAGUGGGGAGAUGUGAAAAUGUUUUCAGUAGCACUCCUCGGCUAGAUAGCGUCUUUAAUGAGUAAUUAAUUGUGCGAACUGCUUUAUUGAGCACAGUUAUUAGAAUUGAGCAUAGAAUCAGAGGCCGUCUAUUGCAGUCUUAAUUAGCAACAUUAGCGCCCGUAAAUGAAGUCCACUAAUGAUACGAAACCUGAAGAAUGAAAUAUCUAACUAUGUAUGUGUGUUUGUAGCGAGAAUAAGCUACUGGCUAUUUGAUGUGCUUUCGCAUGCGAGCACUUUCGUCGGCAUUUGUUGAAAUUGUCCUUCGAAGGCAAGUGUCGCAGGUGGAAGAGAAAGAGAAAUGUUUUAGCUUUAAAGAAAUUGUUUAGUUUUUAAUUUAUUUCAUGUUAAUUGUAUUUAUUUAAUUUUAAUUAAAAUGUGUACCUUAAUAUUAAGCUUACAUUACUGUACGUUACUUACCUAACUGUAAUUUUUAAGUUCGUUAGUUUGUUAGUCUGUUAGUCGGUUAGUCGGUGAGUCAGUCAGUCAGUCAACUAGGUCGGUCAGUCAGUCAGUUUUGUCGCGUUCGGCUGGGCUGCAUUAAAUUAUGAAUUAUAUCCAAGAAUGUGCAUUAUAAUUAAAAAAACAAAAACAAAAAAGAAAACUAAAAACUAACUUAUAUUGAUUGUUUAUUUGUUUUAUAUAAAUAUGUAUGUAGGCUUACUUGAAUGCAUGGAUGAAUAAUUUAAGAAAAUCUGUAUGUGUUGGUAUUUAUUAUACAUAUAUGCUACUAAAAUGAUAAUUGAAAGCCCCAAAAUCCCAAAAUAAAGUAACUCACACUACACGGUUAACCAUUACCUUUAGACCUCCCUACAAUAUAAUAAAUACAGUUACAUUGUACUCUAUGUAUGGGACAAGCAAACUAAAUGAAAUUGUCACCGCUAAAAAAGAGAGAUGAGAGAAAUUACCCAAAAUGCGGUUAAUAAAAAAUGCAGAAUUAUGAGAAAAUAAAUUAAAUAUUCACGUUGAUUAUAUUAUGUAUCGCGGUGGCAGCCAGCGCAGUGUAUUUUCUAAAGAGCGGAAUAUCUGAUAAGCUUGAAUAAAAAUUGUAGUUUGGAUUCGUUGAGCGGAAGGAAAGUGCUGAAAACCCAAUAAAUAUGUCAAAAUAUAUGAAAUGGAUUGUUUCAAAUUAA
This is a messenger RNA of Bactrocera latifrons, 9941 nucleotides long. RefSeq lists its product as uncharacterized. Gene Ontology annotation, cellular component: cytoplasm; nucleus. The coding region runs from base 719 to 7945 and encodes 2408 amino acids. Gene Ontology annotation, molecular function: microtubule binding. The transcript is spliced from 10 exons. Lineage: Eukaryota; Metazoa; Arthropoda; Insecta; Diptera; Tephritidae. The record is from RefSeq and is a predicted model, not a curated record.